UUCUGACCGGAGUGCAGUGCCGACGUGUGCAGCACACCGCGAACAGGAUGAUUUGUCUACAUGAAUAUGGCACUCUCACCAUCCUCCAGAUUUAAGUCAGCCGAAUUCGUCGUCCUGAUAGUAUGCCUUGCCUUAUGGAUCGAAAUUGUAUCACCCCUGAAGGCCACAUCUCCCUGCCUGUCCCAGCCCUGCCAACAUGGUGCAUUGUGUCAAGAGGUUCCCACAGGCUACUCGUGCCAGUGUCCGUCCUCUGUGACUACCCGCUCAGAUGAGCACUGUGAUGGAUCCAAUGAAUUGUGCCGCCCCGUCUCCUGCCAUGAGAAUACCACGUGCCAUCCUGUCACCAUCAGCUCCUCUGACUUGGUGUGCCAGUGUCGGUCUGGAUUAUCUGGGGGCACCUGCGAGGUGCUGGUCCAGCACUGUGCCGCCAGCUUCUGCGGAGAGGGGACACGCUGUCGGACACUUCCUGUCCCUCCCGAAGAGCGUGGAUACUCAUGCAUCUGCAAGUCGGGCUACGCAGGCCCCCGCUGCGAGACAGACAUGAGCGGGUGUGCCUCGAACCCGUGCCAGAACGGAGCAUUGUGCAGGGCCCGGCUGGGCGGGUAUUCCUGCUACUGUGUGCCAGGAUUUCAGGGCACGCAUUGCGAGAUUGAGGUGAACGAGUGCGCCUCUCAGCCUUGCCAGAAUGGAGCCACUUGUGUGAACGGGAUCGGGACAUACGUCUGCAUCUGCAAACCAGGCUACACAGGUGCCAGCUGUGAGCUGCAAAUUGACGAGUGUCAGUCAGAGCCCUGCCUGCAUGGCGGCAGUUGUCAUGACCACCUGAAUGGCUUUUCUUGCACUUGCAAGGCUGGCUUCGAAGGAGAGCUCUGUGAAAUUGACAUUGAUGAAUGCAGAAGUCAGCCAUGUCAGAACGGAGGAUCAUGCACAGAUGGAUUGAACAGUUACAGCUGCAAUUGCUCCUUGUCGGGCUUCAUGGGCCUUAUCUGUGAAAUUCCCAUUCCACCAUGCAUGUCCCAGCCUUGUCUCAACAACGCCAUCUGUCAGGAUAACCACAGGAACUACACAUGCAAGUGCUGGCCAGGGUUUGAGGGUCGACACUGUGAAGUGGAUAUCAAUGAGUGUGACAGCAGCCCCUGUCUCUUUGGAGGGGAGUGUGUCGAGCUCUCUUGGACAGACCAAUAUGGGGCUGAGCCACUGCUUCCAGCACACUUUGACCCCCAGCAUGCUGCAGGCUUUAUAUGUCGAUGCCUUCCAGGAUUAAAAGGUACUUUGUGCGAAGAGGACAUCAAUGAGUGCGACUUGAACCCCUGUCAGAAUGGAGGCAUAUGUGAGAACAAUCAUGGAGGUUACACAUGUCACUGUUUGAAACAGAGCCUAAAUGGACUUUUCUAUGGUGGGGAGAAUUGUACACAGAUUCUAGUGGGCUGUGAGGGCCACGAGUGCCAGAAUGAAGGCAAAUGCUUUCCCUUCCUCACUGAAGGACAGCAUGGCUAUAGCUGCCUUUGUCCGGGUGGCUUCACUGGUUCAAAGUGCCAGACGUCUACCACCUUCUCCUUUGAGACAAGUGGCUACCUCCACCUGCAAACUCCACUCCAAGGCACAGAAAGGUCUUUGAACGUUACCUUGAGCUUCAAAACCGUGCUGGAAAAAGCCGUUCUCUUCCAGCGGGGAAACGGAGAGCUUCUGCUCAAGCUGGAGCUGGUCAAAGGCCUCCUCCACCUCAGAUUGCAGAGGAACGCUGACCUGAACCAGGAACUACAGCUGUCUCAGAAUGUGACAGAUGGUGAAUGGCACACUGUGGAGGCUGUGCUUAGGGGCAGGUUGCUGGGGAUCAGGCUCCUGGAUGGCCCCUGUACUGAGAACUGCUGGAGGUCCUCACAGGUGGAGAGCGGGCUGCUUGAGCUGGAAUCUGCCUUCCAGAGCACUUUCAUCGGAGGGUCUCCAGGGGAACGGAAUGGCACCCGGGCUGCUGCUGGCCCCCCUCAUAACUUCAUCGGCUGUAUGCAGGAUGUGUACGUGGACGCCCGGCUAGUAGUUCCUGAAAGCUGGCCGAUCGACGCAGCCAUGAACGUUGCCACUGGCUGCAGCCACAGGGACAGGUGUGAGGACAGUCCGUGUCGUAACAGGGGCCGGUGUGUUAACCUGUGGCAGAGUUACCAGUGUGAGUGCCACAGACCGUAUGAGGGGCAUGACUGUUCAGAGGAACACAUCACAGCCAGAUUUGGGAACGAGGACUCGCAAAGCUACGCGGUUUUCGCUGUGGAUGAUGAUCCUGGGCAAAAGAUCGUCGUGUCCGUCUUCAUUCGCACCAGGAGACACACGGGAUUACUCCUGGUGCUCUCAAACAGCACCAGCCAGUACCUCAGGGUCUGGCUGGAGGGCGGGAGAGUGCAGGUUCAGGUGAACAACUUCGAGAGCCUCAGGGGAGAGCUGUUCAUCAGCGAUGGCAGCUUCCACCUCGUGAGUGUGAAGAUAGAGCACAACCAAGUGACCCUUUUCCAGUCUGCCCGCAAGCAGGGGGCUGCCUCCAUCCGGACUGUGCAGGUCCAGCCCGGGGACCUCGUCCACGUUGGAGGUUUGCCCGAUCAACGUGCCUCUGCUGCCUUUGGAGGUUAUUUCAAAGGGUGCAUGCAGGACUUGCGGAUUAACUCCAGGCGCCUGCAGUUCUAUGCACUCAGCACCCCGUUGAGCUCCUAUCCUAUGGAAGGCCUGGUCAGUGUCACACGAGGCUGUGUUGGUGACAACCUCUGUGUUAAAAACCCUUGCCAUAACGGGGGGAUGUGCUACUCCAUGUGGGAUGACUUCACCUGCACGUGCCCCCCAAAUACUGCAGGGCGGCGCUGUGAAGAGGUGCAGUGGUGUGAGCUAACGCCGUGCCCGUCUGCUGCGGUCUGCCAGCCCCUCACCCAGGGCUUUGAGUGCAUUUCCAAUGCAACCUUUCAGGAUGACAGCAGUGUGUUGUCCUACAAAGGCAAUGGGAAGAUCUUUCGUAAUCUCACCAGCAUCUCCUUCAGCAUCCGGACCAGGAAGCGCAACGCUGCUAUACUCCAUGCCGAGAAGGGGCCCGAAUUCCUCACGGUCUCUGUCCAAGACUCUUAUUUGUUCUUAGAGCUGCUGAGCGGGGAGAGCUCCUUCGCCUUGAGCCUGAAAAGCCGCAGGCCCAUCAGCGACGGAGAGUGGCACUCAGUAGAGUUCUCCAUGGUGUCCCCGCAAUCUCGCACCUCCAAGUGGACCAUGGGUGUGGACGGCGAGGAAGAGCCGGCCGCCUCCUCAGUCCCUGCUGGGAAUGUAGACUUUCUGAGGGAAGGGGUUCACAUUCUGCUCGGGGGCCUGGGGCCUGAUGCAGUCUGGAACCUGGCUGGGUGUCUGAGCACAGUGGAAAUCGGCGGCAUUGCAUUGCCGUACUACGGGCAGUCCGAGGUGAGCCUCCCCAGACCCCAGGAGGAGCAGUUUGUCAAGACGUCCGCCAAGGCGGCCCCGAGCGGCUGCACGGGAGCCCCUGUCUGUGCCCCCAGCCCCUGCCAGAACGGGGGCGUCUGCGAGGACCUCUUCAACCUAUUCAGCUGCAGCUGCCCCUCGGGCUGGGCGGGGAGGCGCUGCGAGAUCAACAGCGGCAUGUGCGCGUCCAACCCCUGCGUCCACGGCAACUGCAGCACGCGCUCCCUGGCGUACGAGUGCACCUGCGAGGAGGGCUACACCGGCGCCAACUGCGAGGAGGAGGUGGACCCGUGCAGGAAUCACAAGUGCGCGCACGGUGGCACCUGCCUCCACGGCAUCAACAGAUACUCCUGCCUCUGUCCGGAAAACUACACCGGACCUUACUGCACUCUUGAGAUUGAAGAAGUUCCUUGGUUCAUAAUCAAACAUAUACGCCCCAAGCUCCCAGUGUCCAUCUGUGGGAAUGAAAAGAAGAACUACACCUGUUUUAAUGGAGGAAACUGCUCCGAAACCGGCAUGAUGUGCAACUGCAUGUCAGGGUUUACUGGGCACCGGUGUGAGCUGGAGCUGGACGAGUGCAAGUCCAACCCCUGCCUGAACGGAGGGUACUGUCGCAACAUGAUCAACAGGUUCCAGUGCGUCUGCGACAUGAGCUACGCCGGCGAGGUCUGCCAGAUCGACCUGAACACAGACAACCUGACCUCUGACCUUCUGCUGUCAACCUGCCUGGUCUCUGUGGCUCUCCUCGCCUUCUUCCUGGCCACCGCUGCCUUAGUCAUUGCCCUGCGACGGAGGGCCACCCACGGCACCUAUAGCCCCAGCAGACAGGAGAAGGAGGGCUCCAGAGUGGAGAUGUGGAAUAUGGUGCAGACUCCACCUAUGGAGAGACUCAUAUGACCCCACCCACCACCUCCUCAUCCGACACACCGAGGUGGGUGGUGGCCUUUCCAAAGGGUGUGUCUGUUGACAUCAGCCUCUCUUUUAGUUUAGUUUCCCACCUGAAAUAAGUCAAAUUUGUCAAUGGUGAGCCCAUUAUUCACGAGGUAACUAUACUGUGGAUGGUAAUGUGUCUCUUCAUGAAAAUAAUCAGUUAGAUCUGCAGCCUUAGUUUAAGGGGUCAGCUAUAUAAAGGAGGAAAAUGGAAUCAAUGUAAACAGUGCCUGUAUAUACAGUUAAAGAAAUAUUUACAAUGAAAUAGAUAUACAAUAAUUACAUUCAUGGUAAUAUGUGGCUAUACUUUGGCGUAAAAUCAAAAAUGAUCAGUGUUAUUUCAGCUUUAUGACAUCCUCUGUAAACCACAUAUGUGGACAAAGCCAUUUGUUAACA
This is a messenger RNA of Megalops cyprinoides (Indo-Pacific tarpon), 4767 nucleotides long. It is a transcript of the gene crb1, whose product is annotated as crumbs cell polarity complex component 1. Gene Ontology annotation, molecular function: calcium ion binding. The transcript has 13 exons. The record is from RefSeq and is a predicted model, not a curated record. Lineage: Eukaryota; Metazoa; Chordata; Actinopteri; Elopiformes; Megalopidae. Bases 61 to 4338 code for a protein of 1425 amino acids.